UCAUUCUUAUAAUUUUCAAUUCGAAAUUGGCAAAAUAAAUUCGAUUUUAUAACAAAUAAAUCAUGUCGCAAUCUGUUAACGGCACAUCACCUGUUGCACCUAUUGAAGACAGCAAGGUUAGGUUAUUAGUCGUCUCAAAUCGUUUGCCAAUUACCAUUACGAAGACAGAUACAGACUAUUCCCUUAAAAUGUCUUCGGGUGGGUUGGUAACCGCUCUAAGUGGAUUAAAGAAAAUGAUGAGUUUUACCUGGAUUGGCUGGCCUGGUAUCAAUGUGCCAGAAGAAGAAAGAUCAAUUGUUGCUUCUAAAUUGGAACAACAAUCUUGUUUACCAGUUUUCGUUGAUGAAGACAUAGCAGAUCGACAUUAUAAUGGAUUUUCUAAUUCUAUUUUAUGGCCAUUGUUUCAUUAUCAUCCUGGUGAAAUUUCAUUUGAUCAAGAAGAUUGGGAAGCUUAUCAAAAAGUCAAUGGACUUUUUGCUGAUGCUAUUAAUGACAUUGUACAAGAUGGUGAUUUGGUUUGGGUACAAGAUUAUCAUUUAAUGUUACUGCCUAGUAUGUUAAGAGAACGGAUGGGCGAUCGUGGAUCCAAUGUAAAAAUUGGAUUCUUUUUACAUACACCAUUUCCAAGCAGCGAAAUAUAUCGGAUUUUGCCUGUACGUAAAGAAGUACUUAACGGAGUAUUGAAUUCUGAUCUCAUCGGUUUUCAUACAUAUGAUUAUGCUCGUCAUUUCUUGUCCUCGUGUACACGUAUUUUAGGUUUGUCUACCAUGCCAAAUAGUAUAGAUUAUGAAGGCCGACAUGUACAUGUUGGUACAUUUCCCAUCGGUAUUGACCCUGAAAAAUUUUCUGAAGGUUUAAAACUUCAAAAGGUUCAAGAAAGAAUUAAGACUUUGGAGUCAAAAUUUAAGGAUGUUAAACUUAUUGUUGGUGUAGAUCGCCUUGAUUACAUCAAAGGUGUUCCACAAAAGUUUCAUGCACUUGAAGUAUUCUUAAGUCAACAUCCCGAAUGGAUUGGUAAAGUUGUACUUGUUCAAGUAGCUGUGCCUUCUAGACAAGACGUAGAAGAAUAUCAAAAUUUACGCGCUAAUGUCAAUGAACUUGUCGGAAGGAUCAAUGGCAAAUUUGGAACUGUCGAAUUUAUGCCAAUUCAUUUCAUGCACAAAUCUAUUCCAUUUGAAGAAUUGGUGGCUUUAUAUUCAGUAUCAGAUGCCUGCUUAGUUUCAUCAACAAGAGAUGGUAUGAAUCUCGUGUCAUAUGAAUACGUAUCAUGUCAACAAAAAAAACAUGGAGUAUUGAUUCUUAGUGAAUUUGCUGGUGCUGCUCAGUCAUUAAAUGGUUCUAUCAUUGUUAAUCCAUGGAACACUGAUGAACUCGCUAAUGCUAUUCAUGAGGCUGUUACUAUGCCUGAAGACAUACGUAAAUCGAAUUACGAAAAAUUAUACCGGUAUGUUACUAAAUAUACCGCGGCUUAUUGGGGUUCGAGCUUUGUCAAUGAAUUAAGGCGUGUUAGUGAUGCAUAUGCUCAUCAUAUGCGGCUUCCAGUAUUGAAAUUUAAUCCAGUAGUAGAAGCUGCAAAGAAUUCUAAAAAGAAGAGGGUAAUCUUAUUAGAUUACGAUGGUACUCUAACAGCCGAUCACAAGUUACCUGAAUUUGCAGGUCCAUCCAAUAAUGUUCUUUUAACUCUUAAAGCUCUUCAAUCUAAACCUAAUACAUGUGUUUAUAUAUUAUCUGGACGCGGAAGGGAACACCUUGAUAAAUGGUUUGAUUCAACUGGAAUUGGUCUUUCUGCCGAACACGGAUGUUUUUAUAAACAUCCUGAAUGGUUAAAAGGAGAAGUUGAUCCAGUUGCAAAUUGUUUAUCUGAAGGAAGAACAAUCAAAGAUGAAGGUAAUGGAUGGUAUAGACUUGUGGAACAAGUUGACCCUGCAUGGAAGGAAACUAUUCUUCCGCUAUUUGAACAUUAUAAGGAGAGAACACCUGGAUCUUUUAUUGAAAUUAAGGAAAUUAAUGUAACAUGGCACUAUCGUAGUGCUGAUCCGGAAUUUGGUUCAUGGCAAGCAACUGAACUUCAAGUUAAUUUAGAAAAACUUUUAUCUCAUAUGGCUUUAUCAAUUGUACUUGGUAAUAAGACCUUGGAAAUUCGACCAUCUGCGGUUGAUAAGUCAACAGCAGUACGGGCUAUCCUUAAAGAUUUACAUCAACCACAGGAUGAAGUAGAUUUUAUUCUGUGUAUUGGAGAUGGCAAAACUGAUGAACCAGUAUUUUCUUUAUUAAAAGAAAUUUCACCUGAUAGUAUUACUAGUACAGUUGGUAAAAAACAAACUGAAGCAAAAUACUGCCUUGAUAAUGUUGGUAAUGUUCAAAGUUUAUUAGAAAGAUUAGCUAAAGAAUUAUAAUAAAUCUGACUCUAGUGAAAUAUUGGUUGAUUGUAAUCUAUUGACAAUUCGAAUUAAGCCUAUUAGAAACUAAUACAGAUUAAUAUAUUCAAAGUAAUUAAAUAAUUGUUUAAUUGUAUAAACAUAUUUUUUUUUUUGUAUAUAAAUUAUUUAAAA
Rhizophagus irregularis DAOM 181602=DAOM 197198 is the source of this 2552-nucleotide messenger RNA. RefSeq lists its product as uncharacterized. The record is from RefSeq and is a predicted model, not a curated record. Gene Ontology annotation, molecular function: trehalose-phosphatase activity; alpha,alpha-trehalose-phosphate synthase (UDP-forming) activity. Lineage: Eukaryota; Fungi; Glomeromycota; Glomeromycetes; Glomerales; Glomeraceae. Gene Ontology annotation, cellular component: alpha,alpha-trehalose-phosphate synthase complex (UDP-forming); cytosol. Gene Ontology annotation, biological process: trehalose biosynthetic process.